AUGGGUCGAAAUUUGGGCGGGAGGGUUGACCGACUCGCUCUGUUCUCACUCAAUCCAUGUCUCUUGCGCCUAUAUCUCACCUUCUCUCUGUCCGUUGACAUCCCUCGCAAUGAAGGCACUAAUUCUCAUAGGGGGGUAUGGGACGCGUUUGCGUCCCCUAACUUUAAGCAUCCUAAAGCCCCUAGUUGAGUUCUGCAAUCGGCCUAUGCUUGUUCAUCAAAUCGAGGCAUUGGUUGCGGUAACCGUUUUUAUAACUUUUCACGCUGUUCUUCCUAGGUGGGGAUUAACGAAAUUAUUCUCGCAAUCCAUCGUGAGGCCGAGUGCAUAGAGGACGGCAUUCGUUCUUUGUGUGUAUCGGUGAGCCUUUGCUGGUGUUCUUACUCAAACUUCAGGCCUUUCGAGGUCAUAACGUGAGCCUACACUUCUCUUACGAGGAUGAGCAUUUAGGGACAGGUGGUUUCUCUGUUAAUGCACCUAUUAGUCUUAGGUGGACCCCUAGCCCAGGCCGCACCUUGGCUUAAGGAUCUCACAGAGCCCUUUUUCGUUCUAAACAGCGACAUUAUAUGCGAUUACCCGUUUCAGCGUAUGCUUGAUUUCCACAAUUCCCAUGGGAAAGAGGGGACGAUGGCUGUAACAUAGUCAACAGUUAUUCUUCAUCCUAUAGGUAACCAAAGUCGAGGAACCUAGCAGAUUUGGCGCUGUGGUCUACAAUGACCAUUCAGGAGGCGUGCUCCGCUUUGUCGAGAAACCAUUUGACUUUGUCGCCAAUAAGGUCAACGCCGGUCUUUACGUUUUCAACUCCACAGUUCUGAAUAGAAUUGAGGCAUGUUUUGUCUUUCUGAUCCUAUCGUUUUAGUUGCGCCCUACUUCCAUAGAAGUGGAAAUCUUUCCCCGCAUGGUCGAAGAUGGUCAGCUGUACUGCAUUGAGUUCAGUGGUAAAUUUUAGACCUGUUUUUAAAGCCAAUAUCGAACAUCCCUCAUUGUAAAUCAUAGUACAUAUUAGUCCACUCAUGUUAACAGACGUUACCUGCUAACUUCUGCCAUUGACCGUGUUAUAACUAGCAAAACCUUUUUUGCGGGCGCCUUUUGCCCACUCCCUCACUUCAGCUUUUAUUUAACAGGGCUCUAUAAUCUAGGACCUCUUAUUUUAAAACGAUGCUUUUAAGUGAUUGCUGAUGCAAAUGUUUUGUUACUACUAUAGUUCAUGCCACUACAGUCCUUUGGGAAUUUAAUAACACCUAAUGGUGUAUGAAUUCACUCUGACUAUUGCCCAUUGAAGUCAAACGUUUGUGCACUGGCGUGUUUCACUUAACUCUCAUGACGGAAACUAUCUGAAACCCAGACAUCUUUUUCACUUAUUUUCUGCGUCUACUUUGCCCAUGCGCCAGGACUUCGACGGACUUUGGGGCCCGUGGGUCUCGCAGUGGGCCGCAGUAGUUAGAGCGCUUAGGUGAUCUACGUCUGUGGGCAUAAGGUUAAACAAGCUAACCGCAUGGCUACAAUCUCUGUCGUCGCAAGCACCCACUGAUACAGUAUUUUUGGGCGCCUAGCCGGCACUUUAUAGGUGACUCAAAAUGCUUGCUUGACGUGUAUCUGAUGACCGCCCAGCCAUGCAAUCCACGAUUCCGCUAGAGAUGCAAAUUGACGCGCCUUGACAUAACCAAGCAGAAUGAUACUCCCGCCUCCGCAUGGAUAUGCGCCUAAUCGUUCGACUUAUAACCUCCACAGGGACCAUUGGAGAUACAAAUACGCAUUCAAGAUGUCCGAAAAGUCGGUUUAUCUUUAUCUUCGGGCGAAGAGGGGAAGCUCUUGAAAGUUAACCUUGUCUUGUCCACUGGAUGCGUGCACGCAAAAGCAGGGUCCAUAUAGCGCCGUAGUUCACUGGCUGGGUUUCCUUCGAAAUGACAAAGAAAGUUUGCCGGUGGUUUGCGCAUGAAUCAAUUUAUAGUAAUAGCUAACUUGCGGGACAUCUUCCGCACCGUCUCCUCCCUCACGCACCUGAGCCCGGUGGCGAGGCCGAGUCAGAACCUCUAGAGGGGGACUUGGCGCAUCGGCUGACAAAGCUAGACAGCCCAAAUGCGCGUCGCACGCACAACCUGGUACCUGGACCAUGAGCCGGAUGGUCUGAUAAAUAGCUCAUUAUUUUAAAUCUUGGGCUCCUUUGCUCCUGGCAGACUUUCCAGAUAGACUAUUUCCCAGCAAUGUCUUAUAAAACCAAGUUCGUCCUCCAGCAUAUCGGUUGGUUAAGCAGUGAAGUAAGCAUUGUUUGACUAAGUGGAGCAAAAGUGUUGAAAUUUGUGUAUCGUUUGCUCCCUGCUUUUUAGCAGAAUACACUGCCAACUGUUCCACCAGACGUUCUACUAAGUGAAAUGUCGAGGGGAGCAGACGCUCUUCCCAAAAUUAAUGUUAAGGCUUGGAUAUCUAAGUCAAGUUUCCCGUCCGUUAUUGAGAAAAUAGCGUCAACAUAUGGGGUAUAUUGACUUAUCAUCACGAUCGAACAAAGUCUGUCAUUCUCUACGUCUUCCACGAAGGAAUCCCGUAGUACGGCCCAAACGGUAGCACCACCACGGCGUUUGCCGGAUUGUAAAAGACUUUUUGCAACCGGUAUGCCAAAUCGAAAAUCCCGCUUAACAAUCUCGUGACAAAUAUUAUAUCAGUGAAGAAGAAGAUUCGAGCACCGGAACACUUCGUUUAUUGUCCUGAGCCUUCUGACUCGUACAGGAGUCCAUCGUCACUUAUGCAUACACCCGGAACUCGAAAUUUCGCCUUCAUUCGUGAAAUAUUAUAUCGUCUCAUUGAGAGGAUUGAUAGUAAGCGAAUACAAGACACCUGGGGAUACCAUCGUCUUCUCACUGAGAUUUGCAUUUCUUAUGGAAUUGGCGAACACCAAUGUUCCGUAGGCUGCGUACGGCUACUUUGCGUUGGAUUAGCUCGAGUGUCCCGCCUAGCUCGCAUAGGGAGGUCGGGUUUGAAUCAGCUGGCCAACCACGAAGCCUCAGGCACAUUCUAGUGGGCUUGAGAGGUUAUAAUCCUUGCUCACCAAGAAAGUCUUAGUAUUCCCGUCCUCUGAAUCACUUAUCGCCUGCAUAAUUAUCAGGAGUGGACUCGGAAAGUCAAGUCUUGAAGUCUACUCCGUGCUUUUUCGUAUCUUUAGGGACCGUUUUGAUUCUUUUCACACCCAUCUUAGGGUCGAGUGCUCGACUGUAGCCGGCAAUUUCUGACUGCAUCCAAGGUCCUUGUCUGCUAUUUGUAAUGAUGAAACGCUCUAUAUCUGUUCUUAUUGCAGGAUUCUGGAUGGACAUCGGACGACCGGAAGACUUUAUUCAGGGUAUGCGCCUCUACCUCAGUCAUUUGUACGAAUCGAAGCGCCUAACGUCCUCCUGUCCCCAUCACGCCAAGCUUUUGGGCAACGUUCUUAUCGUAAGUUCUCAGUCGUUUUUUUAAGUGUAGUUGGUCGUGGUUUUGGCCCCCACAACCGGCUGAACUGUAGAUGCACUGAAACAAAACGGGGCCAGACUGGCUCACAACACGCUUCGAUCAGGCCGCAUGACGUCCAGACUAACCAAUAAAUAUUGCUGUACACGGGGAUGGCAGUGUUGUGGAUCGCCCAAAUGUAGGCUUGACGCCCCGUCAGGCACUGGUCUCAAUUCCAGCACCAGAUGGUUGACAGACUAGGACAGUCGACUCGUGUAUGGGAGAGGGAAAAGAGGAUAAGGUCGAAACUGAGGAACUAUCCCAAAUAGAGGUCAGUGCUUUCUUCAUUAUAGUAGACCUGAAGCGCUUACAGUCAUAGCCUGAAAAGUUAUCAGCUGACACGAUGACUCCGUAUUGUUAUGAAGUGAAUGGAGGCCCGAAAGUCGGGCUCAAUUGCCCCUUCUUAACAUGGCCUUUAUGACACUAAUUCACUUGGGAUCAGGGCCGCACUCAUUAAAGUUCGGUACAUGUCGUGGCGCGCGUAAGCAGCCAGUUGAACUUUGUCGGCUACCGCUUCUCUCACGAUGCCCUAAGAGCUGUGACUUGGAAGGCUACCAACUGACGGGAUAAUCCAAUACUCGCAGUGAGUACGUGAGGUGACGGAUUCAAAGAUUAGAAGUCAAGCUCACUGAUCUUAAUGUGUCUUCUGUGGCAUUCUCGCGAACGUGAGGCCCAAGUCUUCCCCUCUAUAAGGAUCCGGUACAUUUUGCGGGACCAGAUCGCAUGUGGUACGCGCACACAGGCUGUUUUAUCAUGCCAUUCACUCCACCCGAGCCCACUUCCAGUCGUCUUAACAUUUUCUUGCCAGGUUGGUAGGAGAGGGGAGAGUGCAGUAGAUGCUGUGUAAGUCUGCCGCACCACAGAUUCAUUCGCGCACAAGUCACGGGUGUUGCGUCCACUCCGUAAGGCACUUGAUGAACGUCUUUUUUCGCGGCGGUCAUUGUUAUGGCUGCCUUUCAUGUUUUUUUUUAUCAGAGGUCCUCUGUUUUGUGACCGGGUUGGUGCCUAACUUUUGGGAUAUUGAAACGGUGUCAGACGAACUUUGAUGAUCAAAUAACAUAAUACCCUUGUUUAACUCGUGGAACUCCGUGAAGGCAAAAAUGCUUCAUGAAGUCCUUAUCUCGUAAGUAAGAAGUCUGUGGGUACAAACAAGGACGCCAAUCCCAGGAAACAGUUAAGGAGGAGACGCUUUCACUAGAGCAAGCAUUGCUUUUCUUGUUCUAACGAUCCCAUCUCCCUAACAUCGACAUUUUCUGUGGGCGCGUUAAGAUCUAGAUGACGAAUUCUUUGAGUUCGGAUAUCUGCUUCACGGGGAAGACUGGGAGAAUUGCUUCUCUUCAAAAAUCACUAUACUAGCGAAGUUUGAAGGAAGUCACACUUUGUGACUGCGUCGAAAAUUUGGAUUUCCCUACCUUGUCCAUUUGGUGAAUCGUGUAAGUAGUUCUCAGAAACAUCACAGCAUUCUCCCGUAGGCAGUACCAGUGUUGGUCUGACACUGACAGUCGAAAAUUAAAUGAAAAUUGGCUGACGUCGCUUCGCUUAUUUCCACGGAACAGGAUUUUAUAAGGUUGCUUCAUCAGUUAUCUACUGACGCCUGGCAUGUUAUUGGGGUAAGGGAAAAAAGUGUUUUUUCAGUUUGGACCCAGAGUUCCCUUUUCUCUCCGUAGGUAAAUCUAUGCGCUUUUAGCUUCUCAACGCGCCAAAAUAUGUGGAUUAUAAGGACGCCAACUGAAGAGAUACGGCCAGUCAGAUUGACUUCAUUCUAGUCAACUCAAGGUUCCGCAGCUGGGCUCACGAUGGCAGAUCGAUGCCUGGUAUGGAGACUGGUAAGGCCCAUGGGUCAGACUAUGUCCUCGUUCCUGCACACCUGAAAGUCUGCCUCUCAUCCGUGCCAAAAAUGCCGCGUCCUGGACGCCUCGAUGUCGCAAAAAUCCGGAAAACCAGCACUGGCGAGGCCCCCAGCAGAGAAGUCCGGUUUUGCCGAUACAAGCGAAGAUGCGAGUUCCAGGAACUAGUUGACUAGAAGAAGAAGAAGAAGAAGAAGAAGAAGAAGAAGAAGAAGAAGAAGAAGAGGAAGAGGAAGAAGAAGAGGAAGAGGAAGAGGAAGAAGAAGAGGAAGAAGAAGAAGAAGAAGAAGAGGAAGAAGCGAUCGCGCGUACCGCGCGUCUGUCCGGCUUGUCCUUCUUUAUGGUUGUGAAUGCUGGGCUGUGCGCGUGGAGGACGCGCGAAAACUGGAGGUAUUUGACCACCACUGCUUGAGGACUAUCCUACGAAUGAAGUACAUCGACUUCGUUGUCCGCUCUCGCUGCGACAACAUCGCAAGGAUAACCCAUGUCAUCCAAGAAAGACGACUGAGGUGGUUUGGGCAUGUUCUUCGUCGUCCACCUCAGGAGCUCAGUGUGACUGCCCUCGAUUUGAUACCGUUGCCCCAUUGGAGGCGUCGAAGAGGGGGUCAACUCAAAAGCCGGAUCGAUACCGUUCGUUAGGACUUAGAGGUGGUUCUUGAACCUUUGGUAUGCGGCCUCCAUCACUGCUCUGGAACCCGUCUCUAAUGGUCUUACCUCUCUCUUGCAACUAGGACGUCGUAAAUGUAGGAAGAGGGAGGCAGGUGCUGCACAAGCCAGUCGAGUCCUCCCGCACCACCCCUCGAACUUCGUUUCACAAAGCAUAUAUGCAUUUACCUGGGAUCCCACUCGUUGGUAUAUUUGAUCAUAAGUACAGACCUCUGUCGGAGGGUUUAAAACGUUCUUUUAAAGAACAAGGAACAUCUAGCAAUUUAAAGCUAUAAAAGACAGACACUUCUCCCAAUCAAACACUUUUGAUGACUUUAUUGCUCCACACGAUGCAGCCUGUCUGUUUUUUGCUUUUAGUCUUUUUGGGCUGUUUUCCCUAUUUCACUUCGGGUUUUCACGUCUGCUUUGACUGCUAUAACAUAAUCAACUCUUAAAGUGCAAGGGGUUUCUCUGAAAGAGAAAAGGUCACCUCAUAUAUAGAACGAUCUUGAAGUUCAUUUGUGUUGGCACUGAUGCGCUGUUUAUGAAAUGGGCAUCCCUGCUACUUGUCCUUAAUUCCCCUGUUUAUCAGACAGGCCAUCCAUUCCACUGUGCGGCACCCCAUUGGCCUACCAGGUAAGCGCGGUUGGAUUAACAGGCAGACUCAUUUCCCGGGUGCAUCUGUUCAUGAAUCCCUGACUUAAGAAUCAGAUAACUAUGCGUUUUUUACAUGAACCUUUCCGUUGACCACUUAGCCAUCUAGACGUAUAACCCAACCAAACCUCAUCUUCCUAGACUAUGUUAGACUCCGGUCCAAUUGGUUUUUUUAUCAGCCUACUUGUGAGCGUGGGCCCCAGUGUAUUUCUCAUUCUACCGCUUCGCAGUCCAUUUUUGAUGUAACUGGUCCUUGCGUACUUUUUCAUCCAAUUAACAGGGCACUUGCCCGCGUAAUUUCAUUCUCAUGUACUUCGUUUCACAUGUGCCCGUUGAUAUAGUCACGAGCUCUGAAAAGUAGGAAUUACACUUAAGCACGUUCAAUGAGGCAUGUGUGGCCAUGCCCGAGAGUGUGUGCCUCCGUGUAGCCGUUGUCAUUGCCGAUAGUUUAAUAUGUGCACGGCUUGCAGUCCGUAGGCAUCUGAUUUCUUCCUUGGGGUUUUCGUACGUGAUACGGGUAUUUCCUUCUCAGGCCAACAUUACUCGGUUGUCUGAGAAUCCAGCUAAAUUAUUCGAUUCAGCACCCCAUCACACCGCCACAACCCUUGCUCAUGUCCUUUUUAAUGAAACUUCACUUUUACGAGAGCAGUCAGCAUAUCAGGGAUGUCAGGAAAAAUCGUUGAUUUUCGUACCACUGUCCCUCCCUUUUGUCGUUUUUGCCGCUUACGAAUGUUAACCUGCGUUUUCCUUUUACCCAGCAUCCAAGUGCCAAGAUUGGUGAAAAUUGCCGCCUCGGUCCGAACGUGACGAUCGGUUCCGGAGUGAUAAUCGAAAAUGGCGUUAGAAUACGGAAUUCGGCCAUUCUCAACGACGCCGUGGUUCGUUCGCAUGCUUGGAUCGAUCAUUGCAUCGUCGGUUGGCGCUCUGUCGUUGGUAGAUGGGUAAAUGACGCCAUUCGAAAUGCCAUGUGGUUUCGUUCUUAUGUCCACUAGCGUCGCAUUCUUACAUAGAUCAUAAAGCAGAACAUUGCCUUUGCUUUCCCGUUUUUAGUUUUACCUUUUAUAAAAGCACCUUUCUGAGAGGCUCGAUGAUUAUUUCAUAAUAUUACCACAAACAUAACGCAAGUGUUGCAUUAUCUCUUACUGGCCGUUUUAACGCACUCCUCAAAACCGUGUUGGCUGCUGGUGGAGCCCCGUUACGGCAUUCCUGAAUAAGCCCUAUUCCUCAUUUAUGCAGUGCAUUUAAGCGCCACGAAGUUUCAGUAAGGAAAUUCAGUUAGUAAUGUCCUUAUGAUGACAGUCGAUCGUUCCACUAGAUCAGACUUUGUGAACAUAAAGCUGUUAGGGCGAACGAACUUCAUGAGCGGCUUGAAACGUGAUAACAUUCACGCUCAUAUAAGCGCGUGGACUGAUAUAUACCCACUAUCCACCCAAGUCCCAAGUAUUGAGUCCCAGUUGACGACUGAAAUUGCUGUGUUUACUGACAAGAAUGUAGUGCGUCAUUUGAAUUGCAGGGCGAUGGGUGAUUCUUUUGGGUGUCGGGACCCAUUAGCUUCAACAAACUAAAGGUACUUUGCCCUUUCAAAUCAAUUAACAAUGGUAAUCUUCCCCUGACCUGACCGGUGUCAUACAUCACUUUAACAGAGGUGUUAGACAACGCCCCAUCCUGUUAUUCUGUUUUCUCUCAUGCCGGUCUCAGACAUCCGGACUUCUUUUAAACAGGUAUUGUCAAUACCGUAAGUAGAGAAGGUGCGCUAUCCCAAGUUGUUGUGUACCAGGGUAUGCAAGAGUGCACAUCGAUAUCCGCGCUUUGCCGAAACAUGCCAAUUUGCACAGGAGGUUUGGCCGACUGGUAGGGGUCUGGGUGCGUUAGCCUCCGCUAGCGCCGUAACACUAGUCUGGUUCGGGAAAGACCCCCAGCCCCACUCGGGAAUCUAUUGGUUAGCAAAUCAGUGACAGCAGAUGAAUCCCUUUUAGAUGUCCGGCGGUAUUUGCCAUAAUAUACCGUCUUGACUCAAAUUUGGACGAUCGACGUCCAGUCGUCUCCGAGGGUAUUUUUUCCAUGUUUUUUGCCAUUAUGUAUUUUUUUAGAGCAUGGAGCUUGUUUAUUGA
This is a messenger RNA of Spirometra erinaceieuropaei, 8731 nucleotides long. The record is from the annotation of a GenBank genome assembly. Lineage: Eukaryota; Metazoa; Platyhelminthes; Cestoda; Diphyllobothriidea; Diphyllobothriidae.